Topomyia yanbarensis is the source of this 1940-nucleotide messenger RNA. Its product is annotated as acidic mammalian chitinase-like. NCBI's taxonomy places the organism in Eukaryota, Metazoa, Arthropoda, Insecta, Diptera, Culicidae. The transcript is spliced from 5 exons. Gene Ontology annotation, molecular function: chitinase activity; chitin binding. The coding region runs from base 319 to 1809 and encodes 496 amino acids. Gene Ontology annotation, biological process: carbohydrate metabolic process; chitin catabolic process. Gene Ontology annotation, cellular component: extracellular region. The record is from RefSeq and is a predicted model, not a curated record.
ACCGCGAUAUGAUUUACAAACCCCGACGAAUAGUCGCGUCACAUCCGUGAUUAUACUUCUGACGUGGGUAACUUUUUUUUUUUUUGUAAAAAAAGAUUCAAAUCUGUGCAACAUAAGAAAACAACCCGCUAUUAUCAUUUUGACUAUCUCUUCUUAUCCGGACAAACAAAUAAAACACUAUAUCUCACUGUUCAAACAGUUUCAAAAUUGCUCUAGACACAAACAUAAUAUCUGCGAAGUCCCAUUCGCUCAGUGCUUCGGUUAACAAUAUCCGCUGCAAGUUGACUUCAUAGUGAUCGUAGUAGGCCACCCCAUAGAAUGAAACAAUUUCUACUUCUUGGAUUGCUAUUUUGUGCAAUAUCAACGCUGAAUGCUGCUACCGACAAAGUGUUUUGUUACUUCGCCAGUUCGGCAGCUACUCAACAGGGCAGCGGGAAGUUCGAAAUUGAAGACAUCAGCACUAAUCUGUGUACCCAUAUAGUUUACCGCUAUGUGGCCUUGGAUCCCAACACCUACACGGUUCGUCAUGCGGAUUCGUGGAGCGACAUCAAUCUGCAGGGAUUCAAGCGGUUCGUAGCGUUGAAGCAAACGAAAUCAACUCUAAAGUUGCUUCUUGAAGUUGGCAGUCGAAGCGAAAGUUCGGCACCCUACUCCCGCAUGGCAUCGUCGAGCGUGACUCGCUCGGCUUUCAUUCAAUCGCUCGUUAGCAUGCUGAAGACAUACGGCUUCGAUGGAUGUGAUCUGGACUGGGAGUAUCCGGUGCUGCGUGGUGGAAAUCCGGAAGAUCGUGUCAAUUUCAUCGCUCUGCUGUCGGACAUGAAAACGCGCUUCAACGGCGAAGGUUUGCUGCUAUCGAUCGCAGUAGCCCCAACGAAAGAUUUUCAUCGCUCAUCGUACAAUGUGCCGGAGAUCAAUAGGUACGUAGAUUUUGUGAACUUGAUGACGUUCAAUUUGCAUGGCUACUGGGAUGCACAGACGGGACACAAUUCGCCGCUGUAUGCUGCCACGUGGGAAACCGAUUCGGUGACCAGUCUGCUUAAUGUGGAUGCAUGUGUUCGUGGUUGGAUAGACAAUGGCCUGGAAGCUAGGAAACUUAUUCUGAGUAUUCCCAUUCACGGCAGAACAUUCAAGUUAGCUUCGACCACGGCAACCGGUGUUGGUAUGCGAACGGUAGGAGCUGGAACAGAAGGACCGUACAGUUUAGAAGCAGGUAUCCUCUCUUAUCAGGAGGUAUGCGAGUUACUUAAAACAGGCCAGUACAGAAAAGUGUGGGACAAUGUACAACAAGUGCCCUAUGCCUUCGCCGGUAAUCAGUGGAUUUCGUUCGAUGACGUUGAUUCAGUUGCGCUCAAAGCGACCUACGCGAGAAAUAAAUAUCUUGGUGGUGUCAGCCUCUGGACAAUCGACUCCGAUGAUAAUCGUAAUGUUUGUGGCGGGGGACUGUAUCCAAUCGCUUCCACUGUUAACAGCGUACUGUUCGGAUCCGUUGGACCUAUUACGACCCCUACCACGGCGAGAACAACAACGACUACAACCACAGCUAGGACAACCACAACUACACCCAGAACGACAACGACUACGCCCAGGAUAACUACGACGACAGCAAGAAAUUCGGCAACCACCGUUAGUAUUGGCGAUAUCAUUUGUCCAGCUUCCGGUUUCGUGCGAGAUCCAACGGAUUGUAGAGCAUUUUACCAGUGUAUCCCUGGAAUGACACUUUUCCUAAAUUGGCGUAAAGUGUGCGGGGCUGGACUGUUCUUCGAUGAAACGAGUAAUACGUGCAACUAUGAAUAUUUCGUCAAAUGCUGAGUCCCAAGAUUUUUGGGUAGAGCUUAUUACAUAUUUCAUACUUGAACCUCAAACAUUUGACAUUACAAAUGUUUUAAGAAGAACAGCGCGUCUAAUAUCCUUAGUUAUAAGUUAAGAUUUUUGGAAUUUUU